UUUUCAAAGUCUACUUUUAAAACAGUAAAGUUAACUUUUCUCUCUAGUAUUUGUUUUGUAGAAUCUAUUAUACUUUGUAAUGUAAUCCACAGAAACUUGGAGGUGACUUUAGUAAAAUUUACUAGUUUUGAAUGAUACCCAUGCUGAGGUGCUCAGAGGUGAAAUGUACUAACAUAUAUCGAUGGAUGGAUAUAUGGAUGCAUAUGUGAUUAAAGCAAAUAUAGGGAAAAUUAACUGUAGAAUCUAGGUAGUGGGUAUAUGGUUGUUCACUGUACAACUGUUUAAACUUUUCUACGUUUGAAAAAUUUCAUAACACGUUGGAAAAGUGACUUGUUUUGCUCAAGCAGGGGUACAUUCAAUCUUCAAUUCUUGAAAGACAUAAAUCUAUCUUUCCUUCUGUUUGGAAAGCUCUUUAGAGAGUCAGAAUAAUCCCCACAGUACAGUCUAAACCAGCACACAAGGGUUUUUUGGUAGAAAAUAAUUUUAUUAACAUAACCAGGCAAUUUACCAAAUACAACGUAGAUAGCUCAAAACAUGGAGUUACUGCGCUGAAAAUGUGACCCUGUUUACACAGAUUUCGGGACGAAGAGUAUAAAACAGGAGAGAAAAGGAGUAAGAUUGUGGUUGUAGCGUCAUCGCAGAGGUGAAGUGUUCCAUUGAUUGCCACUGUGGUAGUCUAUAUCAGUUUCCCACAUUAAGGUGGGAGGAAUCUACUAAGCAAAUGUACGCCCUCCCCAUUCGUUCGAAACACAUUGCAGUAAAAUUGCAAAAGUGGCCGGGCGUGGUAGCUCAUGCCUGUAAUCCCAGCACUUGGGGAAGCUGAGACGGGAAGAUCGCCUGAGGCCAGGAGUUUGAAGCCAGCUUGGGUAACAUAGUGAGACACCCCUACCUUCUCUAUUAAAAUGAGAUUUUAAUUUUUUUUCUCUUCAGUUCAUCGGUUAACAAGAUAAAAAAAUUAAUAAAAAAUUAACUUUUUAAAACAUUUAAAGUAAAGUAGGAGUGGAAGCAGUAUGUGGACUCAUGGGGCUUGGGUCUGAAUCCUACCUAGAUCGGCACUGCGAAAUGGGGAUAAUGAUCUCCUAGAGCUGCUGAAAUAGGAAAAUGGAAGAACAGCAGCUGAUGUAUUAAUAUUAUCAUUAUUACUACUACCCAUUACCUGACAAGUGAUAAUUGUGACAUGAAAGAGGCUGGACCGGUUGUUACAACAAUUUUUUCCGUCUAGAAUUCGGCGGUAAGGUCUGAGACAACACCUCAGCUUAGAUCAGUGCCUUCUCUGAACAGCGUUCACUAAGCAGCCCCCAACCCCAAAACCCCCAAGUCCCCGGGCGCCGAGGACGCUGCGAGUCCUGCGCAUGCGCAAGGUUGCCCACUCGCUCACCGCCUCCUUGGCGAAUGGCCUGUUCCAUUCUCGAGGGAUGCCGGCGGGAGGUGAGGCGGGAGACUUGGAAGCCUGGGCCCGGAAGUGAGAUAGCAGACCCCACGUUAGCUGAAAUGGGAAAAAACUUGAAGGAGGCAGUGAAGAUGCUGGAGGACAGUCAGAGAAGAACAGAAGAGGAAAAUGGAAAGAAGCUCAUAUCCGGAGAUAUUCCAGGCCCACUCCAGGGCAGUGGGCAAGAUAUGGUGAGCAUCCUCCAGUUAGUUCAGAAUCUCAUGCAUGGAGAUGAAGAUGAGGAGCCCCAGAGCCCCAGAAUCCAAAAUAUUGGAGAACAAGGUCAUAUGGCUUUGUUGGGACAUAGUCUGGGAGCUUAUAUUUCAACUCUGGACAAAGAGAAGCUGAGAAAACUUACAACUAGGAUACUUUCAGAUACCACCUUAUGGCUAUGCAGAAUUUUCAGAUAUGAAAAUGGGUGUGCUUAUUUCCACGAAGAGGAAAGAGAAGGACUUGCAAAGAUAUGUAGGCUUGCCAUUCAUUCUCGAUAUGAAGACUUCGUAGUGGAUGGCUUCAAUGUGUUAUAUAACAAGAAGCCUGUCAUAUAUCUUAGUGCUGCUGCUAGACCUGGCCUGGGCCAAUACCUUUGUAAUCAGCUCGGCUUGCCCUUCCCCUGCUUGUGCCGUGUACCCUGUAACACUGUGUUUGGAUCCCAGCAUCAGAUGGAUGUUGCCUUCCUGGAGAAACUGAUUAAAGAUGAUAUAGAGCGAGGAAGACUGCCCCUGUUGCUUGUCGCAAAUGCAGGAACGGCAGCAGUAGGACACACAGACAAGAUUGGGAGAUUGAAAGAACUCUGUGAGCAGUAUGGCAUAUGGCUUCAUGUGGAGGGUGUGAAUCUGGCAACAUUGGCUCUGGGUUAUGUCUCCUCAUCAGUGCUGGCUGCAGCCAAAUGUGAUAGCAUGACGAUGACUCCUGGCCCGUGGCUGGGUUUGCCAGCUGUUCCUGCGGUGACACUGUAUAAACACGAUGACCCUGCCUUGACUUUAGUUGCUGGUCUUACAUCAAAUAAGCCCACAGACAAACUCCGUGCCCUGCCUCUGUGGUUAUCUUUACAAUACUUGGGACUUGAUGGGUUUGUGGAGAGGAUCAAGCAUGCCUGUCAACUGAGUCAACGGUUGCAGGAAAGUUUGAAGAAAGUGAAUUACAUCAAAAUCUUGGUGGAAGAUGAGCUCAGCUCCCCAGUGGUGGUGUUCAGAUUUUUCCAGGAAUUACCAGGCUCAGAUCCGGUGUUUAAAGCCGUCCCAGUGCCCAACAUGACACCUUCAGGAGUCGGCCGGGAGAGGCACUCGUGUGACGCGCUGAAUCGCUGGCUGGGAGAACAGCUGAAGCAGCUGGUGCCUGCAAGCGGCCUCACAGUCAUGGAUCUGGAAGCUGAGGGCACGUGUUUGCGGUUCAGCCCUUUGAUGACCGCAGCAGGAGCACCGACCAAUCAGAACAGACACGGUGACCAAACAGGCACAGCCACACCAGUGGAUACCAGCGGAAUGUCCACGCUGCCUCUGCGAAGGGACAGUCCCAUGAGCCAAGCCCUAGACCAGCUGUUCUGGGAGCACUGCAUCAUUGCACUGAAUUCUCACAACCGCCCCAUAAUGCUGGGACCAUCCCCAUUUUCUUGCCCAACAGCCUUCGUCUCAUAGACACUAGGCGGCUCUCCCAGGGUCACACGGUCCAGUCAAUAACGGGCAGAACUCGCACUCCGAUCUGUCUGGCUCCAAAGCUGCUAAAAAUUUUCUACUUGGCCUCACUGGCUUGACAAAGAUAAAAAAGAAGGCAAGUCCUUCUUUCCAAGAGAUGCUGAGGUCCCUCGGUGACACUAGGUCAUGAUUUUAUCAUGUUCAGAGGGCAAUGAAAGGGACAGAAAACAAGCGAUGUGUGAUCUCCUGUCAUGUCAAGAGACGCUGUUUUCAAAGAAACGUACGUUUCGCAGAAUCAAUACGCUGUGGGGCCUCAGAAAGCAGAGGCAGACACACGGCCCCAACCCGUGCACGUGGGAGCCCUGUUACAAGAGACGGCAGAAAUUAAACUGAAUCACCUGGAGCAAGUACAUUGUAAAUGUUCAAUAUUAAUGACCCACCUCGGCCCCAAAGAAGAGAGCGUUGGGCUUUGUCCAGCUGUGUGCUCUGUUGUUAAAAGACCACCUUGUGGCCAGGCACGGUGGCUCACACCUGUAAUCCCAGCGCUUUGGGAGGCCAAAGCAGGUGGAUCACCUGCGGUCAGGAGUUCGAGACCAGCCUGGUCAACAUAGUGAAACCCCGUCGCUACUAAAAAUACAAAAAUUUGCUGGAUGUGGUGGCUGGCGCCUGUAAUCCUAGCUACUCGGGAGGUUGAGGCAGGAGAAUCGCUUGAACCUGGGAGGCGGAGGUUGCAGUGAGCCAAGAUCACGCCAUUGCACUCCAGCCUGGGCGACAAGACUGAAACUCCGUCUCAAAAACAAACAAACAAACAAACAACAACAGAAAACAAUUUGUGCCUUAAUGGGCAUUCCUUUCCCUUCUUGCUAAGGGAUGAGAUGAUGGCAGAACUUGUGGCCACUGUCCUGGAGGUUGACAAGCUUUUUCUGUAAAGUGCUAGAUAAUAAAUAUUUUGUGGGCCACACGAUCUCUGGUGCAACUACUCAACACUGCCAUUGUCAUGCAAAUGUAGCCAUAGAUGAUAAUAAAUGAAUGGGUGUGACUGUGUUCCAA
Messenger RNA from Homo sapiens (human), 4113 nucleotides. Its product is annotated as putative pyridoxal-dependent decarboxylase domain-containing protein 2. The record is from RefSeq and is a predicted model, not a curated record. The transcript has 17 exons. NCBI's taxonomy places the organism in Eukaryota, Metazoa, Chordata, Mammalia, Primates, Hominidae. Bases 1393 to 3066 code for a protein of 557 amino acids.